CAUUUUGCGAGAAUAUCACUGUCCACCUCUGUCGAAACAGGACAAUUAGACCAUGCCAUACACCUCUUGAGUAUGGCGAACGAAGAUUCUGGGGAAUCGUCCCCUACGAUACAGGUGGAGAACGUCCAGAAACACCUGUUCUCUAGUUCCACAAAGCUGCGCACCGCAGAGCUUCAUACACUGAAGCGAUAUGUAAACGAUGAGCAUCUUAGCUCAUCGGAAAUAAAAAGCAUCGCCACCCUUCUUUUCAAGUUACACCCCAGAUACAUCGAUCAGGAAUCACGAACUGCGGCCCGACAAUGUCUGGCUGCGUUGAUAUCUUCCGAGCACGGGCAAGAUGCGGUUGCCGUCAUCAUCGAUUCGAUUACCUCCGAAGCAUCCAAACGAACCAUAGCACCGGGCAAUGCUUUUGUACUUCUCUCCUGGUGCUCCGCUCUCCAUAAAGAGACCAAGGACAACACAGCCUUCUGGGACAAAUGGGGGGGUAAGCUCGUCGAUGCCGAAGCGAAUGCCCUUGAUCUCGUACUCGGAACGGGACACCGCGAGAGUGUGAAAAAACAUUGCAGAGGGAAGAUAAGGAGUGCUUUUCGAGCAUUGGUGGAAACCGGUCCUGCUGGAAACAGUAUAGUGACUGGGCUGAUCAAGAAGCUCACAACCAAAGGAUCUGCACCAGCAGCCAAGAAUGCUCUAGUACUAGGCCUCAUUGCGAGUGCUUGCUCACGAACACCGUCUACGCAUCCAGUAAUCGAGCAGAGCAAACCGGAUAUCUACUCCUUUUAUGUUCGUGAAAUCCUUGCUUCGCGGACGGCUGUCCCCGAGCAUGUCGCGGGUGGGCUUCACCACUUCUUCAGAUCCUUUUCUUCGCUGGAUGAGCUUCGGACUCAAGUGGUAGGAAGCAUAGAAAAAGGGUUGCUCCGAGCCCCAGAAGUGCUCUUAAACAAUGUCCUCAAUCAGCUGUUCGCCUCGGUCUCUCCUGAAGUCGACCUCUCGACUGUCCUCAAGGGGCUAGUCAAGCCUCUUAUGUCGAAUCUCAAGUCGACAAAUCUAGUCGUCAAGAAGGGUGUUCUAGAAGCUUUCCAUGCUCUCGCAGCGAAGUCGCACGAUCAGACGGCUCUCUCUACUGUCGUGGAUGAGUUGCUGAAACCUUUGAAACAAGGAAAGGUCACAGCCGCAGACCAGAAAGCCGCCCAUUGCCAGAUGCUAGCGGCGUUGCAAUGCAAAGAUAGCCUAGCGCUGCGGGUGGCAACUGACUUGACAGCGGUAGCGCAGAAAGAGUCAAACGAUGUAGCUCUUCAUGCCGAACUGCAAACAGCAGCUGCACAUGCAGUGACCGCGUUUAAGGAAGGGCAGAGCUUUGAUAAGGUCGUCAAUGACGCGUUCACUAAGGGAUGUAAAGAAAAGCGUCCGGCGUUCUCGAAGCGCUGGGCCCUGUGCUUUGGCAAUAUUGUCCUGGGCUCGUCAGAAGAUACCCUUGGUUCACCAGGAAUGGUAGCCUUCAUCAAAGCCGCAUUGAAUGGGCUGGUAGAUGCCUACAAGGACAUAACCGCCAAUCCGAUUCAAGCCACUCAAAACGGAUCGAUAUCAACAGCCUACGUUACGGCUACAUUGUCACUGUCCACACUCCGAACGAUCAAUGACAAUGAUGUCUCUUCGAUCCUUCAAAAACUCGCGGUACAAAAACAUUUGUACAUGGUCGAACCAAAACCAUCUUUCCUCCUAAACCCUCGCGUCUACACCAAACUGCUCGACGAAGAAGACAUAGCCUGGUGUCUACGAUGCCUCGAGGCUGCCGUGGAUGGUAUCGCAAGCACCAAAGACAACCAAGACGCGGCACGGCCGUGGUCACAAGGGAUCUUAUAUUUCUUAUCAGAGAGACGAUCUGCAGCGCUGUCAACGCGGUCAAGCGAAACGAUUGCGAGCGCAUUCAAUGCUCACCCUGGGUUCGUCGGACAGGCAGUGAUUGAUGGGAUAUGGACGUGGUUGGAGCAGUUGAGUAAGGGAGACAAAGACUCCGUUGCAUUGAUGUCAAAAGGAGGUGACCAUGCACCCCAUGCUGCCCUUCACGCUAUUUUCCCCCAGAAGACAGCUCAACUAUCCGGACUUAAGGAUGUUUUGUCCGAAAACCUAGUUCGAGCUCUUGUUAUAAGCCAACCCAAUCUCAUCCCGCGAGCAUCGUGGAUCAACCUUUGCCUACGGACGGGUAUCGAUCCUGGAAACCUAGUCAGCGCAAACACCGAUCGUUUCCUGGAUGCAGUUCUAGAUGGAAGCAAGUCUGACCAAGACUCACAAUGGGCAACAUCUGUCAGGAAGGCCGCGUCCAGAGCCGCCGCAGAACUGGUGUUCGUGGCACCGGAUGCCCUACUAGGACGCUUGCUGGACCGGACACAAUCCCUUCUCGACCCUGCACAACUUUCAGACAUCGGGCCAACCGAAGUGGGCAUCUUCAAUACCCCUGAAGGGACCCCCUUCGUAGAUGUUCUCAGCAAGCAAGGCUCGGCACCCACAUCCCAUAAGGGAUCGAAAGACCGGGAUGCUGAACAGUGGGAGCAAGAGCUACGCAAAGAAUUGGCCGCGAAGAAGGGCCACGCCAAGAAGUUGACGGCUGACGAGCAAGCGAAGGUCAAAACCCAACUGGCGAAAGAAACCGUCAUUCGGCGGCAUGUUGCAGAGGUUCGCGAGAGAUUGUUGCGCGGAGCCGGCAUUGUCGAUGCGCUCGUGAAUGGUCCUCCCACUGAUGCGCAGCGAUGGGUUGUUCCCGUCAUCAGAUGUCUUCUCGACCUAAUUGCAGGAGAUAAGGGCGGUUUACUAGGCACAGAGGCAACGUCGACGUUCCUUGAUUUGUCUAAGCUAGUGACUCCAAGAUUGGGAUCUCUUCGUCUCUUCGUCGGAGUGGCAACUCUUCGAGCGCUUGACGUGCAGCAAGUGUCAGCAGAUCUCCAACGAGAGCCACUGGGCGAGCUCGUUACUCGCGUUCUCUACCGGAUGAGGUUCGUGGGCGAACAGAGAACAUUCGACCUUGUAUCUCUGGCUUACAUCCACCCUCUCAUUAUGCUUAUCCUCGAGAAAGGUGGUAUUUCCGCUCCCGAUGCUGACGCUGCGGACGAGCAAAUUACGCUUGCUAUCGAGUUUUGUUCCGGCCAUGCUGAUCCGAUCGCAAACGCGGCGUUGCCCAGGGAUCGAAUGUUGUCGGCGCUAGUCUCUACGAUGCAGCGGUUCACACAACACUACAAGAUCACGAAAGACUGCUUCGCGGACUUUGUUCGAGCACUGUCACUGGACAUUUCGAAGCAGGAACUAACGAUCCUAUUGAAGGCAUCCCUUGUGCCUCAGACCGCUGUCCGCACAGCUGUGCUGCAGGCUAUUGACGCUGAAUUGGAGCUUGACUCCAACCAAUUCUAUCCAGAGAUUUGGGUGGAAUGCCAUGAUGACCUUGCAGAAAAUCGCGAGAUUGCGGAGACGAUCAAGGAGGAGAAUAGCAUCCAGGUGCCCGAAUCUGCGGCAGCCUCGAUCAUUGAACAUCUGUCAUCGCCUGAUUCCCAGCGUCGGCGAGCUGCUGCACGUUCCAUUGCAAGCGCCACGAAAAAGCAUCCGAACACAUUCAAUAGUCUGCUAGACCAGUUGAUUGACAUCUACAAUGCCAACGAGAAGCUACGAGAACCGGAACGCGACAAGUUUGGCAUGACCAAGAGCAAGGAGGCCAAAGACCUAUGGGAAUGGCGAAGCGGCGCUGCCCUCACUCUCCGUGAAUUAGCUCCCGUAUUCGCGGAGGUACGAUUGGUGGACUUGGUACAGUUCUUGGUCCUAAAAGGCCCACUCGCCGACCGAAACGGAACGGUCCGUUCGCAAAUGAUCGAAGCUGCCGCGGCCAUCAUCAACGCGAAAGGGAAGAACAAGCUGGCCGAACUGACCAAGCUAUUUGAAGCGAAACUCGACAAGUCAGACAACGGUUCGGUGAAGGAAGAUCGGGUCAACGAGGCCGUUGUCAUUCUCUAUGGUACUCUUGCGAGGCACAUACCAAGCGGUGAUGCACGAAUUCCUAAAGUCGUGGCUCGCCUACUGGGAACAUUGGGAACCCCCUCCGAGAGUGUCCAAUACGCUGUAGCAGAAUGUCUGCCGCCCCUAGUCCAAGCAUCCAAAGAUUCCGCGUCCGACUACUUCAAAAAAACCAUGGAUGAGCUAUUAAAUUCCAAGAAGUAUGCCGCCCGUCGUGGCGCCGCGUAUGGACUGGCUGGUAUUGUUCAAGGAUACGGCGUCAAGGCUUUCAGGGAACAACGGAUUAUGAGCACGUUCCAGGCUGCUUCGGAGAACAAGAAAGAUGCAGGCCAACGGCAGGGUCCAUUCCUUGCCUACGAGCUAUUCUCCCUUAUCCUAGGGCGCGUCUUCGAGCCGUAUGUUCUUCACAUCGUCCCGCAGCUGCUCGCAGGCUUCGGUGAUGCGAAUGCCGAUGUGCGAGAAGCUUGUCUAGACGCUUCGAAGACUUGCUUCUCUACUCUAUCCCCUUAUGGUGUGAAGAAGAUCCUUCCGGAACUUCUAGAUGGCCUUGAUGAAUCGCAAUGGCGGAGCAAGAAGGGUGCUUGUGAACUGCUUGGCGCCAUGGCUUACCUUGAUCCAAACCAAUUGGCAAUGAGCUUGCCGGAAAUCAUUCCUCCAUUGACAAAUGUACUGAAUGACAGCCACAAAGAGGUCCGAGCUGGUGCGAAACAGGCUCUUCAACGCUUUGGCGAGGUGAUCAACAACCCUGAGAUCAGGGGAGUGGUGGACAUUCUCCUGAAGGCAUUGAGCGAUCCCACGAAACACACUGAGACGGCUCUGGACUCAUUACUCAAGAUCUCGUUUGUGCACUAUCUUGAUGCACCGUCUCUGGCCCUGGUUGUCAGGAUUCUUGAGCGUGGAUUGGCGGAUCGGUCCGGCACGAAACGAAAGGCCGCCCAGAUCAUCGCGACAUUGGCACAUCUUACGGAGAGAAAAGAUCUAAUUACGCAUCUCCCCGUCCUCGUCGCUGGCCUCCGUGUCGCGGCUGUUGAUCCUGUACCGACCACCCGGGCCACUGCUUCCAAGGCACUUGGAUCGCUAGUGGAGAAGCUAGGCGAAGAUGCCCUUCCGGAUUUGAUCCCAAGUCUCAUGGCAACCCUUCGUUCAGACACCGGUGCCGGCGACCGUCUGGGAUCAGCACAAGCGCUCAGCGAAGUCCUUGCCGGACUGGGUACAUCCAGAUUGGAGGAAACCUUGCCUACCAUCCUUCAAAACGUCGCCAGCUCGAAGCCAUCGGUGCGCGAAGGUUUCAUGUCGCUGUUCAUCUUCUUGCCUGCGUGUUUCGGAAACAGCUUCUCCAACUACCUUGGCCGCAUCAUCCCGGCGAUCUUGUCGGGUCUUGCCGACGAUCUGGAGUCGAUCCGUGAGACUGCGCUGCGAGCCGGUCGCCUGCUGGUGAAGAAUUUCUCGUCCAGAGCAAUCGAUCUGCUGCUUCCUGAGCUUGAACGUGGUCUUGCAGACGACAGCCACCGGAUCCGACUCAGCUCUGUCGAGCUGGUUGGUGAUCUGCUGUUCAAUCUCACGGGCAUCAACAAAAACACCGAGGAAGAAGACAUUGAAGAACAAGCUGUCGACGCCGGCGCCUCUUUGUUGGAGGUUCUUGGAGAAGAUAGACGCAAUAGAGUUCUAUCAGCGCUCUACAUCUGCCGUUGCGAUACCUCCGGCCUCGUGCGCGCUGCUGCUAUCAAUGUUUGGAAAGCCCUGGUGGCAUCGCCUCGAACUCUUCGCGACCUUGUUCCCACGCUUACGCAAUUCCUCAUUCGCCGCCUUGCCAGCUCCAACCCGGAGCAAAAGGUCAUUGCUGGUAAUGCUCUUGGGGAAUUGAUGCGGAAGGCUGGUGAUGGGGUUCUGACCACAUUACUGCCCACUCUCGAAGAAGGGCUACGAAGCUCGACAGAUACGGAUACGAAACAGGGUAUCUGUAUUGCCCUGCGUGAGCUGGUGGGCUCAGCGGCUUCGGAGACUUUGGAAGACCAUGAGAAGACCAUCAUUGCUGUGAUCAGAACUGGUUUGGCCGACUCCGAUACCGAUGUCCGGGAAGCAGCCGCCGAAGCUUUUGACUCGCUCCAGCGGAUCCUCGGCAGGAGAGUUAUCGAACACGUGCUUCCUCACCUGCUAUCAUUGCUUCGCGAUGAAGAGUCUGCAAGCAAUGCUCUCCUUGCCCUCCUAACGCUCCUCACGGACAACAACCGCUCGAACAUGAUUCUUCCACAUCUGUUGCCACCUUUGCUCGUGUCACCAAUGACCACUUUCAACGCGAGAGCACUUGCGUCACUUGCCGAAGUUGCAGGCGGACCGAUGGUCAGGAAGCUACCCACAAUCAUCAAUGCCUUUAUGGACAACAUCAUUUCCUGCAAGGAUGAUGAGUUGCGAACCGAGUUGGAAGAAUCCCUGGACACCGUCUUGUUGUCAGUGGAUGAGUACGACGGCCUCAAUACGCUCAUGAGCGUUAUGCUUGCUUUGGUUAAGCAUGAUGACCACCGAAAACGUCGCUGUGCGGACCAACGGUUGGCGGCCUUCUUCAGCAACACUGACAACGACUUCUCCCGAUACUAUCCUGACCUUAUCCGCGCUCUUCUCAUUUCAUUUGAUGACGGCGAUCCGGAAGUUGUCCGCGCCGCAUGGAGCGCUCUUAGCGAGUUGACUAAACAACUGUCCAAGGAAGAGAUGGAGACGCUUGCCAAUUCCACUCGACAAGUCUUGACCCAGGUCGGCGUCCCCGGCUCAAAUCUCCCUGGAUUCGGACUACCGAAGGGCAUUAAUGCCAUUCUCCCCAUCUUCCUCCAGGGCCUGAUGAACGGCACUUCGGACCAGCGGACACAAUCCGCACUGGCAAUAUCGGACAUCAUCGAUCGCACAAGUGGCGACUCUUUGAAGUCGUUCGUCACACAAAUUACGGGCCCGCUUAUCCGAGUCGUGUCAGAGAGAUCACCAGAAGUCAGAUCUGCCGUGUUGUUCACGUUGAACAAUCUUCUGCAGAAGAUUCCGACAUUCCUGAAACCAUUCUUGCCUCAACUGCAGCGCACAUUCGCGAAGUCACUUGCGGAUACUUCAAGUGAGACCCUCAGAAUGCGUGCUGCGAGGGCACUCGGAACUCUCAUCACCAUGACUCCUCGCAUUGACCCACUGAUUUCCGAGCUUGUGACCGGCUCCAAGACCCCUGACAUCGGCGUCAAGUCGGCGAUGUUGAAGGCGCUGUACGAGGUCGUCAGCAAAGUGGGCAAGAACAUGAAUGAAGCAUCAAGGGCGUCGCUUCUAGCCCUGAUUGACUCCGAUGCACCAGGCUCUGAACUUUCGAUUAUCAUCAACCAUGCACGGCUACUGGGGGUAUUGGUCAAGGUGUUGGACCCGGAUACCGCUAAGCACGUCGUGAAGACCAAGGCUCUGACGACGAAUUUUACUAAUUUCUCGGUACUGGCCAUGAAUGCGGUCUUGCUUGACUCGGCUGAAGCGAUUACUGCUUCCAUGGCAGAAGAGGCUCGGGCUGUCAUCUGCCAAGGCAUAAAAGACAGUAGAGCCGAUAUUGCAGAAAAUUGUGUCAUAGCAGCCGGCAAACUAAUGCUCACCGAAUCAAGCCCACGUUCCUUCGAGUUCCUUAAGCCCUUCUUCGAGUCCUUAGCGCAAGUCAUCGAACCCGGCAAUCCCCCCGAUGUGCGCCGUCUGUCCCUCGUGGUUAUCCGCACCUUUAGCCGGGAACACAAUGACGAGGUCCGGCCGCAUCUCGCGUUGUUAGCACCGCCAAUAUUCGCAAGCGUCCGCGACAUGGUCAUCCCCGUCAAACUAUCUGCCGAAGCAGCCCUGCUUUCGAUCUUCUCGGUUGUCGAGGAGGAGGGCGCAGUGUUCGAGAAGUGGAUCGCAGGACCAGGGGCGAACUUGCCGCCAAAUGUGAAGAGGAGUAUGGGGGAUUAUUUCAAGCGAGUCGCGAUUCGUUUGGGAGCGCAGGCGAGAGAGAGGAAGGAGGCGGAGGGUGGUCAGGGUGGACUAGGGUUGUCGAGUGAUGAGAAGGAGGACGAGCUGGAGCUUUGGCGGGUCGGCAAGGUUGACCUGGGAGAGAACGUGAUGUUCGACGGAUAGAGUAGAACCAAAAGGUCGCAGGAUUGCGAGCCAUUGACAGAAGUUUGCAUACGGAGCCACGCUUUAUAAAUAUUAGAAUGUCUCCCCUAAUGUUUUCAGCUAUUGUUUGAGACUCUAACCCUCUGUUUAUGGGCUUCGACUUGGUCAAAGUUCCUAGGUCUGAGUGCAACCUACCUUGUCUCAACUCGGCGAUAUGACGGGAAACAAGACAGUAAAGGAGAUCUUCAG
Eremomyces bilateralis CBS 781.70 is the source of this 8334-nucleotide messenger RNA. RefSeq names its product ARM repeat-containing protein. Gene Ontology annotation, biological process: regulation of translation; cellular response to amino acid starvation. The record is from RefSeq and is a predicted model, not a curated record. Gene Ontology annotation, molecular function: protein kinase regulator activity. Bases 73 to 8106 code for a protein of 2677 amino acids. Gene Ontology annotation, cellular component: cytosol. The transcript is spliced from 3 exons. Lineage: Eukaryota; Fungi; Ascomycota; Dothideomycetes; Eremomycetales; Eremomycetaceae.